Pieris macdunnoughi is the source of this 540-nucleotide messenger RNA. The record is from the annotation of a GenBank genome assembly. Lineage: Eukaryota; Metazoa; Arthropoda; Insecta; Lepidoptera; Pieridae.
AUGUGGAAGAUUCGUUACAUUAUUUUAACCUGGCUCGUAUGCUAUUUAACAUCGGCACAAGAGUACUUACCACCCAAACCAAAUGGAGGGGGCAAAAAACCAAUUUCAGAACCAACACUGCCAAUAAAUUAUGAGUUUACUUAUGACGUGCAAGACAAUGCCGUCUCUUUAGACUUCGGACACUCGGAGAAACGAAAAGAUGAUCGGGCGUCUGGAUCUUACCACGUGCUCUUACCCGAUGGUAGAACUCAACUAGUGGAGUACGAAGCUGGCCCAGAUGGAUAUAAGCCACAAGUAAUGUACAUGGGUACGGCUACAUAUCCCACUCAGACUGGAACUGGGACAGGUGGUGACAAGUUUGAAGGUUACCACUACAACGCAGCAUCGAAUAGACAAAGCGUAAGACAAUCUGCUCGCGGUGGAGCUCGACAACCCCCUAUCGCGCCCUCGCCCGCUCCCGCUCCACCCGUGCUAUACGCUCCGGCCGAAAAUACCACAGAGUACAGUGAAAUUAGUCUCGAGAAAUUUUUGCAUAUGUAG